AUGGAUUUUAUCCUCUCCCUGACGCACUUCUGCGAAGUGCAUGGCCCCACCUCCAUCAUCUGCUCGCAGGUCAUUCCCUUCGCCUGCACACAAUGUCAUCCCGAUGCGGAUGCCUCGCCCGACACCUCCCACUCCCCGCGUGAACCUCGAUCACCCCGAUCACCCCGAUCGCCCCGAUCGCCCCGAUCGCCUGGCACCACUCCCGAGGCCUCAGAGUCCCGGUCUCCCAAGAUCGAAGAUCAUCCCUACUUCCUCCGCCCCCAACAAGCGGCAGGAUCCCCCGAAGAGCGCUCCCGAGUGGGCGGCACGGAUGGCGACACAUGCGCCAGCUGUAGCUUAUCGCUCCCCGAAGGCGUGAGCAAGCAGCUGCCCUCAGGCGCGCCCGGCAGUCGCGAUGCGAAGGGUAGCAAUGGCAGCCCGGUCCUGCGAUCGCGCGAGGUCGUGUACUCCUGCGGCAACAGCCACUCCGACAUGGACGAUGAUCCCCAAGACGCGCACACCCACGCCUCGCCACCCGAGUCCCUGCGCUCCGUCUCCAUCGCAUCCGAUGCAUCAUGCCACGCGCACAUCCUGACCUACCUCUCCCUCCGCGGCCCCCCGAACCCGGCUGACUACGCUCUCCUCCGCCGCUCCUCCAUCCGCACCCUGAGCUGCGAGCUCCUCCCCCGCGGCCUGUCCGCCGGUCCGAUCUGUUUCGGCGACUCCGUGGCCGGCUACACGAUCGCCUACAUCUUUCGCCUCCCGGACCCGAUGGCGCGCGGCAAGCGGCGCAGUUACGCCUUGGUGGCACUCGCGGGCAAGGAUGCCGGAAGAGCAUUCCGAGCCUGCCCUGUCAUCUGGCGCGCAUUCGGGCGCAUUGCGUCCGGCAUUGUGAGCGCCGCCGAGCGCUUCCAGGAAGAAGAAAAGAAGAAGCGCGAGGAGCAGAACAGUGCGACCACUCAGCCCGGCGGCCGGCAGUACACCCCCGUGUCAUCAUUCCUCACAGGCCGCGCCAUGGAUUUGGCCGGCCAGCCGCGCCGCCUGGGCCAAAUUCGGGCGCGCAACCUGGCGGAGAUCGUGGGCAAUGAAUACAUAUUUGCCGAGCUCCACGCGCAUUUUGUCGCGUUGCUGCAGCAGUUGGGGACGAUGUUCGGCGGGGUGCCUAUCUCCGAGGACCGCUUCGUUUGCAGCACCAUGGGUGACGAGGUGUCCGCGGCGGCCACAGAGCCAGUCCUCGUGUCCCAAGGCACCGAGCGCUCCAAGAAGCGCCAGUCAGUCUCCCAGUAUGACAGCAAUAACCUCGACAUGUCCAAGCUCGAGAUUGCCUCUGGCCCCAAGCCGAUCCCCAUUACCACCACCACUCGCCGCUCAGUCGUGGCCUAA
Molecule: messenger RNA, 1362 nt
Organism: Penicillium canariense
Lineage: Eukaryota; Fungi; Ascomycota; Eurotiomycetes; Eurotiales; Aspergillaceae
Product: folliculin domain-containing protein
Exons: 2
Coding region: 1-1362 (453 amino acids)
Biological process (GO): positive regulation of TORC1 signaling; positive regulation of GTPase activity
Cellular component (GO): cytosol
Molecular function (GO): GTPase activator activity
Source: RefSeq, a predicted model, not a curated record